GGAAACACCAUUGAAUCUGAACACUUGUCUGAACUCACAGAGGAAGAGUAUGAAGCUCAUUAUAUAAAGCGGCAGGAUCUGAAAGGCUUUAUGUGGCUUGAUGUCAGAUAUUUGAAUCCUUUCUUUACCAGACGGCUCACCCAAGAGGACCUACAUCAUGGGCGCAUACAGAUGAAAAGCCUCACCAACAAAUGGUAUGAGGAGGUACGACAAGGACCUUCUGGAUCAGAAGAUGAUGAGCAGGAGUUGCUGUAGCAGACUGUUGGGUGUGUCUGCACUUCUGCUGACAUCUCCAACUUUAAUUUUAAGGCAGACAGUCUUAUACACACAUGCCAUGUACAACUUGGUAAGGUUGUUGUCAAGUGACUCCUUUGUCCAGUAUGAAGUUGUGUCAUGUGCUGGAAUGCAAGAUCAUCUCUAAUGCCAUUUUUUUUUAGUUUUUUGAAAUUAUAACACCUGUUCAGGCAGCAAUUAUCCCAAAUACAUUGGGAUAAUUAGAACCAUGGGUGGUACUGUCUGUGAUUGUCUACUGUAAAUGUACAGUUAAAGAAAAUUCUGUAGAAGAGCUUUACAAAAGUUUAGCGCACUUUACUUUUGUCAGUACACUGGCCCCAUACUGGAAGGACAGUGCUGUAAAUUUGUAUAUCGAUGGUGAGCAAGUAAGUGAAUAUUUAAGGCCUUUCUUUACAUUGCUCUUUAACUAUUUAACAAACUCAGGGUACAGAUUGACAGAAGGCAGAAGCAGCUAAUUAGAGCCUCUUGGCCUUUGGGAUUUCUAGAAAUGUUUGUUCCAAUUUUUUAUUUCUAAGUUUGAAACAACUUGACACACAGUUUUCCAUACCAUAACUUCAAAUCAUUUGGUUCCAGAAUAAAGCUUUAUUUGAAAUCUAUCAAGCUUAAUUUCCACCCUUCUCAUUCUCUUCCUUUGAGAACUGCUCCAUAGCACAACUCGGGAUGGGUGGCUUGAAGCCAGAGCAUAGAAGAGGCAAAUAAGCAAGGAGUUUCUUUUUCUGGGAAAACCUUAAGACUGUAAACAAUUCAGCUGCUUUUUAUUAUUCACAGAUUAGCCUUUACAUACUGUUUAAUUUUUUUAGAUGCUUGCAGAACCAUGUGUGCUAUUGCAGAACAUCAACUCAUAUAAUAACUGUACCUUUUAAAAAAAAUCUGGCUGUGGAAUAUUACUGGAACUUUGCCAUGAAUGUAAAACAUUGGCUGAUGGAAUAUUAUCACAUUAAAAGUGAGG
Messenger RNA from Protobothrops mucrosquamatus (brown spotted pit viper), 1243 nucleotides. RefSeq names its product solute carrier family 9 member A8 (gene SLC9A8). NCBI's taxonomy places the organism in Eukaryota, Metazoa, Chordata, Lepidosauria, Squamata, Viperidae. The record is from RefSeq and is a predicted model, not a curated record.